GAAUUGUGGAUUUAGAACCGGUUUUAACAGCGCUUUUUGCCUCAGUUUCCCUUUUUCCCCAGGAAUCCCUCCCAAAAUUCCCAUUUUAUCCCGUUUCUCGCAGGAUUUUGGGCGAGGGCAACGCCGGCCUCAUGGCUUUGGCCACGGACUCGACGCCGGGCAAGCGCAUCCGCAAACCUUCGCUGCUCUACGAGGGCUUCGAGAGCCCCACCAUGGCCUCGGUUGCCUCGCUGGCCGCGCCGCAGGUGAACCCCCCUCCCCCGGAGGUGUCCAACCCCAAGAAGCCGGGGCGCGUCACCAACCAGCUCCAGUACCUGCACAAGGUGGUGAUGAAAGCCCUCUGGAAGCACCAGUUCGCUUGGCCCUUCCGCCAGCCCGUGGACGCCGUUAAGCUCGGCUUACCGGAUUACCACAAGAUCAUCAAGCAGCCCAUGGACAUGGGCACCAUCAAGAGGCGUCUGGAGAACAAUUAUUACUGGGGGGCGGCCGAGUGCAUGCAGGACUUCAACACCAUGUUCACCAACUGCUACAUCUACAACAAGCCCACGGACGACAUCGUGCUGAUGGCGCAGACGCUGGAGAAGCUCUUCCUGCAGAAGGUGGCGCAGAUGCCGCCCGAGGAGCAGGAGCUGCUGCUGCCCCUGGCCAAGAACAGCCACAAGAAAGGGGCGGCGCGGGCGGCAGCUCUCCUGGCGGGUCUGACCGGCGCAGCCCAGCAGGUCCCGGCCGUCUCCUCGGUGUCCCAACCCUCGUCCGGUUACGCUCCCGAAAUCCCGACCACCAUCGUCAACCUCCCGCACCCGUCGGUCAUCGCCGCGCCGCUCCUGAAAUCCCUGCAGCACGCCGGGGCCCUUCCCAGUGCUCCCGGCGCUCCCGGCAACCCCGGCAACCCCGGCAACCCCGGCAACCCCGGCGUCCUGGCGGCUCCCGCGCCCACCCAGCCCGUGGCCAAGAAAAAGGGCGUGAAGCGGAAAGCCGACACCACCACUCCCACCACCACGGCCAUCAUCGCCACCAGCGGCGGCGAAUCCUCCCCUUCCAUCCCGGAAAACCCCAAAGCCGCCAAAAUCCCGGCGCGGCGCGAGAGCGGCCGACCCAUCAAACCCCCCCGGAAAGAUCUCCCGGAUUCCCAACAGCACCAAACUUCCAAGAAAGGGAAACUUUCGGAGCAGCUGAAAUAUUGCAACGGGAUUUUGAAGGAGCUGCUGUCCAAAAAACACGCGGCCUACGCGUGGCCCUUCUACAAACCCGUCGACGCGUCGGCGUUGGGCCUCCACGAUUACCACGAGAUCAUCAAGCAUCCCAUGGAUCUCAGCACCAUCAAGAGGAAGAUGGAAAACCGGGAAUACCGCGACGCGCAAGAAUUCGCCGCCGACGUCCGGUUGAUGUUCUCCAACUGCUACAAGUACAACCCCCCCGACCACGACGUGGUGGCCAUGGCCAGGAAACUCCAGGACGUGUUCGAGUUCAGCUACGCCAAAAUGCCGGACGAGCCGCAGGAUUCCGGCGCGGCCUCGGCGUCGGCGCCGCUGCCGAUGGCCAAAUCCUCGUCCGAGGAAUCUUCCAGCGACGAGGACGAGGAUGAGGAGGACGAGGAUGAGGACGAGGACGAGGAGAGCUCCACGGAAACGUCCUCGGAGAGCGAGGAGAGCUCGGAUUCCGAGGAGGAGCGAGCCAACCGGCUGGCCGAGCUGCAGGAGCAGCUGCGGGCGGUGCACGAGCAGCUGGCGGCGCUCUCGCAGGGCCCCGUGGCCAAGCCCAAGAAGAGGAGGGAGAAGAGGAAGAAGAAGAAGUCGGAGAAGCACAAAGGGCGCGCGGCGCCCGACGAGGAGCGGGCGCGGCAGGCGCAGCUGCGCAGGGCCCGCAAGAACGGCGCCGCAGCGGGGUCCAGACCCUCCAAGAAAUGCUCCAAGGCUCCGCUGGCGGCGGCGCCUUCCUCGCUGCUGGACUCGGAGGAGGAGGAGGAGUCGAAGCCGAUGUCGUACGACGAGAAGCGCCAGCUGAGCCUGGACAUCAACAAACUGCCGGGCGAGAAGCUGGGCCGGGUCGUGCACAUCAUCCAGUCCCGCGAGCCCUCGCUGCGCGACUCCAACCCCGAGGAGAUCGAGAUCGACUUCGAGACGCUGAAGGCGUCGACGCUGCGCGAGCUCGAGCGCUACGUGCUCUCGUGCCUGAGGAAGAAACCGCGCAAGCCCUACAGCGAAAGUGAGUCCAAAAUUGGGAUAUUCUGGGAUUUUUGGGAUUUUUUUUAGGGAUUUUUCUGUGAUUUUUGGGGCAUUUUUUGGGU
Vidua chalybeata is the source of this 2287-nucleotide messenger RNA. RefSeq names its product bromodomain containing 2 (gene BRD2). The record is from RefSeq and is a predicted model, not a curated record. Gene Ontology annotation, cellular component: nucleus; chromatin. NCBI's taxonomy places the organism in Eukaryota, Metazoa, Chordata, Aves, Passeriformes, Viduidae. Gene Ontology annotation, biological process: chromatin remodeling; regulation of DNA-templated transcription. The transcript has 9 exons. Bases 132 to 2252 code for a protein of 706 amino acids.